Molecule: messenger RNA, 1966 nt
Organism: Nicotiana tabacum (common tobacco)
Lineage: Eukaryota; Viridiplantae; Streptophyta; Magnoliopsida; Solanales; Solanaceae
Source: RefSeq, a predicted model, not a curated record
AAAACAUCCUCCACCUUUAUGAAUUUAGAUCUAUAGCAGAGAGCUGAAACAGUAAAUUUGACUAAAGUGAGUGAGUAGAGCAAUGAGGAUUAAUCCACCAAUGUUAUUGCAAAUUAACAGAUCUUAUCUUAAAUUAGUCAAAGGUGACAAUUUUCCGAGGUACUGUUUUCAAAGGUGGUUUGGUGCAGAUUAUUCUCACACUGAAACUCCAACUACCAAAUGCUUCAUCAGCUGUUCCCAUUUCAUCUUCAUCCAUGGAAUCCAAUUACUCCCAGUAAAUUCAAAUUUCAAUGAAUUUUGGCAGAAGAUGGCUGCUGAUUCAACAUGGGUUUCAAAGAUUAUAUUGUAUUCUUUCUGGCAAAGUUCAUGUUCUUGGAGAGUUCGCUUUGCCUUGAACCUCAAAGGGAUUUCUUAUGAAUAUAGAGCAGUCAACAUUGACAAAGGAGAACAGUUCACUUCAAGUAUUAUGUUUGAUUUUUUGCUAGUCAUUUAAUUGAAUUGCUUGGUCAGAAGUACCAAAGGCUUAUCUUGAAAUGCAAUAUUGUGUUGAUAAAAGAAGAUGCAGAUAAUGAAUUCCAAGAAAGCUCAUUCCUUGUGGUGCGUCCGGAAUGUCUCAGAAGAUGCUUAAAUCGCGCCUGAAUAUUGGCAUUAUCUUUCUCCUGUGAUAAUUAGAUAUUAUCUGCUUAACUAGACAUAGAGAUAGUAGGAGCUGGCACAUUUUGUUACAAUAAGCACAUCAGAUGUGAUUGAUGGUUCAAUGUCAUGGUUCUUCCUAGUCUAUGUAAGCCCUUUUAGGUGGAGCUUUUGCUUAUAGUUCAUGAUUACUUAUAAACAAAAAGCUUAUAGCUCUUGAUUAUAAUAGCGAUGAACAUAAGUAGCGGCCAUCUCAAAAAAGAAUAUGAAUAAGCUGUUUAACUUAGUUUCUUAACGAUUAAAAAAAAGCCAUUUGACUUUUCUGGCAAAACUUAUAACACUAGCUUGUGUGGCUUUUAACUCAUGAUUGUUAUAGUGAUGCGCAGAACUAGCAGCUAUUUCCCUGAAGGGUAAGAAUAAGUUAUUUGGCUGUUUCUGAUCAGUGUGACUAAUCAGAACAAAAAAAAUCUCAUUGUCUGUGGGUUCUACAACCCCAGGAACCUUCAUGAGGUCACCAUAUCUGUCUGACGUUCUUUAUUUUGCCGGUCCCAAUAAGAUCUCAUCUUCCCCAUUUUUAUCCACAGGGUAUCCUUUUCUCAGCAUAUCUUCCAAAUUUAUCUUAAAAUAACAGCUGUUUUUUUAGGUCCUGAUAUCAUGUUUUUGUAGCUCAACCCUACCCUCCUCUCCAAGACAGCAAAGAAUUGUCCAAUUGACCUUUCUCUGAUAUGACUAAGAUUACUCCUCUCUACGGCGAUAUAUGCCCAUUUAAUCACACACUUUCUUUGGUAAGGAUGCUGGGCCAGUAUCCUAAAUUCCUUAUAUGCAAAGAAAUAUCCUUUCAGUAAUUAAUAAUUAUUGAAAGGAUAUUUCUUUGCAUGUUUGACUCAAGAUAACUUGCAGAAAAGGGGAUUCCAUUUGUGUAAUAGAUGCUAGUUGCUACUUAUGUGAAGAGAAUCAGGAAACAGUGAAUCAUUUCUUCCUCCACUGUAGAAUAUCCAGACAAUGGUGGGAGUUAUUCUUAACUAUUUGUGGCAUUUCCUGGGUGAUGCCACAGACGGUGAGGAGUUUGUUGGAAGAGUGGCAAGUCCAAAAUGUACCCAGAAAGCUAAAGCGGAUAUGGAGGACCAUUCCAUUGUGCAUCUUGUGAUCCUUAUGGCUGGAAAGGAACAAUGCUUGCAUUAAUGGGCAUAGGAAUCGUAUUUCUAGAAUUAAGAAUAAAUGUAUUCAUAAUUUAUAUUAUUGGUGCAAUGGUGGCUCCUUAAUGGAUUUGUAUCAGUUUAUGGAUUUCUUGGAUUCGCUAAGUGGGAUGUAGGGAGUGUUUGUUGUUUUGGAA